Molecule: messenger RNA, 960 nt
Organism: Sphenostylis stenocarpa
Lineage: Eukaryota; Viridiplantae; Streptophyta; Magnoliopsida; Fabales; Fabaceae
Source: the annotation of a GenBank genome assembly
AUGGUGAGAACCCCAUCUUGUGACAAAAGUGGACUGAGGAAAGGUACUUGGACUCCGGAGGAAGAUAGGAAAUUAUUUGCCUAUGUCACUAGAUAUGGUUCCUGGAAUUGGCGCCAACUUCCCAGAUUUGCAGGCCUGGCAAGGUGUGGGAAAAGUUGUAGAUUGAGAUGGAUGAAUUAUCUGAGGCCUAACCUCAAAAGAGGGAACUUCACUCCGCAAGAAGAAGAAUGCAUAAUCAGAAUGCACCAAAAACUUGGUAACAGAUGGUCUGCUAUUGCGGCUGAGUUACCGGGAAGAACAGAUAACGAAAUAAAAAACCAUUGGCACACCACCCUCAAGAAAAGGUCUGAACAAAACACACAUACAAAUGAAGAAGUUAGAGCCUCCAAAUCAAAGAAUAAAGAAUCCAGGCAAGGGAGGGACUCGGUUCCCAACAAAAAUGGUGUUACUGUUACUCUUCCAUCCACCUCCCAGACUUCUGAUAAUUCAUCAGCUUCAGUCUCACCAGUUUCAUCCUCCUGCAGCGUGUUCUCCUCCACAACUUCAGAUCAUUGCAGUGCUGCCAGCAUGGACAAUUUGGUCUUUGAAGAUGACUUUGGUUUUCUGGAUUCAAACAUAGAGCCUAUGAAUGAAAGUUUCUGGACAGAGCUAAAUUUGGAUGACAUCUCCUACAGUGCAGCAAGUGAAAUAGUGUCAGGUGACACCAGUGGCGCAAUUCAAAGUACAGAUGCUAGCGUCCAUGAAUCUUGUGCAAUGUCUCCACACGGGUCAACCAGUGACAAUGACUUUGGCGGCUUUCACGAUGCAUAUGCAGAGGCAACACUUGAUAACUUUUGGCCACAGGCAUAUGUGGCUGACAUGUCCCAUGUUCCAAGCGAACUUCUUGUCUCUACCGUGGUGGAAUCUGAAUAUUUUACUCCAAUCUACGAUGAUCUGUGGGGGCAAAGCCACUUCUAUUAG